CCGCCUCGGCCUCCCAGAGUGCUGGGAUUACAGGCGUGAGCCACCGCGCCCGGCCCUCCAUCCCAUUCUUAAAGAGCAUUUCAAUGUGACAUUGGCAAACAUCUACCUGUGGUUUUUAUGGCCGCUGUCUGGGUCUCUCAUCCCAACUGCCUCCAGGGGUCAGCUCUAGCUCACGCCAUCCCACCUCCGGCUGAGGAGCCGGGACAAACCUCUGGCCCUCCUGGCCUCAGGUGUCUUUCUGCACACUGGAAUACCUCAUUCUAGCAUGCUGAGGACAACAAUAUAGCCUGAAGGAUUCUGAAAACUUGCAAAAAUCAAGGAAGCAAACUUUUUUUUUUAAACAUAAGAGGAUGGGAAAAGCCAAAGAAAGUACCACCCCUCCCACCCAAGUCUUAUGCUUACUCUGGAUAUACUGGGAUCCGGGUUCUGCCUCUCAAGCUCUUAUUUAGCAACAACAUAAAAGAACAUCUCCAAUUAUGGACUACACUCAACUGUUGCAGUAAGACAGUAGUUGUGUUCCCCCAGGUUAGAAUCUUCCCGGGCAGUGGCUCCACUUGAGGAGCUGCGUGUCCUGUGGGCCCUGCAGAGAGGAGCUGGGCCAUGCUGGAGCCGGGCAGUUGUGGGAACCUGGGGCAUGUGGCCUCUUGUCCCAGAGCCUGUGAAGCCCUUAAGUCUGAGGCGUCAUGUUCCGCACAUGUGUGCUCUCAAGGUGUGGCCCCUAAACCAGAAAAACAAACAAGACAAAGCCCCAAAAGGUCAGCCCCACUGUGGCUCUUGUUUGUCUUGGAACCAGCAGGAGUCUUGAUGCCUGGUGCCGCUCUGCCUACGUGGUUGAAAUGACCAUGACCAUGAGGACAGCUUGGCUCUGGACAAAAACAACACCUCCCUGGAUGCCGAGACACUGUACUUCAUGCCAAAUCCUUAGGGCGGCUGGAGAAGAUCGCAGAGUGAAAGCGGGGACCUCCUGGGAUGCUCCCUUACUUACUUAGACCUCUGGGCAUCCGCCUUCGUCAGUUUCAUUUUAAUUAGCCCAGUGAACCAGCCUCUACCUUUCAAAGGGAUCUGAGGGAAACCUUUCUGCCAAGUCUCGACUGAGUCUCUGUGACACUCAAGAACGUGGGCCAGCCAGGCUCCUGUGUAGGUUAGGGAAGUCUGAGAAAAUGAAGAUUAUAGGGAAACAGUCUACCUUUCUUUACAAGGCCUUGUUUCGCAUCCCUGAAAUCUCAGAUUCGGCUAUUACAAUGAAGUCCUGUUGUAGAAAGAGCUGGCCUUUUAUCACCACUUAAAAUCUAAUUAAUCCAUAUUGAAGCACAAAGAUUUCUGUUGUAUUUUAGGGUGAGGGGUCAUAGAGACCUCUUUGUUCAUCCUUAGACUUAUAAUCAUCAAGCAUUGAGGAUAUAAUUUUACCAAGCAAAUUGGAAGGUAACAGAUCAAAUCCUUAUCAGAGAGCCUAACUCAUAGUUUUAACAGAGUCCUUCGUCCUUUACAUGAAACAUUAUAUUGGAGAAGAACAAAAACGCAUUUCAGAGUACCUAAAGAGUUAAUGCCCAAGCUUAUAUUCCAGGCAGCAUAGAACUGAGAUCGUCACACUACUGUCAACCACAAAGGACUGCAGAUCCUAUAGGGGUGGCAACGUCCUACGAUUUGUCACAAUGGCUUUACUCUUUAGAAUAGCAAUGCAGUCUGUUGGACUUUUAUUAUCUUUGCUGGGAUGGGUCUUAUCUAUUAUUACAACUUAUUUGCCACACUGGAAGAACCUCAACCUGGAGUUAAAUGAAAUGGAAAACUGGACCAUGGGACUCUGGCAAACCUGUGUCAUCCAAGAGGAAGUGGGGACACAGUGCAAGGACUUUGAUUCUUUCCUGGCUUUGCCUGCUGAACUCAGGAUCUCCAGGAUUUUAAUGUUCUUGUCAAAUGGGCUGGGAUUUCUGGGCCUGCUGCUCUCUGGAUUUGGCCUGGACUGCCUGAAGAUUGGAGAGAGACAGCAGGAUCUCAAGAAGCGACUGUUAAUCCUGGGAGGAGUUCUGUUCUGGAUGUCGGGAAUCACAGCCCUGGUUCCUGUCUCUUGGGUCGCCUACACGACGGUUCAGGAGUUCUGGGAUGAGGCCGUGCCAGAGAUUGUCCCCAGGUGGGAGUUUGGGGAAGCCCUCUUUGUGGGCUGGUUUGCUGGAUUUUCUCUUCUGCUAGGAGGGUGUCUGCUCCACUGUGCAGCCUGCUCCAGCCGAGCUCCUUUAGCUUCGGGCCACUAUGCCGUGGCAGAGAUGCAAACUCAGUGUCCGUACCUGGAAAAUGGAACCGCAGAUCCUAAAGUGUAAGAUUU
Microcebus murinus (gray mouse lemur) is the source of this 2320-nucleotide messenger RNA. NCBI's taxonomy places the organism in Eukaryota, Metazoa, Chordata, Mammalia, Primates, Cheirogaleidae. The record is from RefSeq and is a predicted model, not a curated record.